Hordeum vulgare subsp. vulgare (domesticated barley) is the source of this 1086-nucleotide messenger RNA. RefSeq names its product BTB/POZ and MATH domain-containing protein 1-like. Gene Ontology annotation, biological process: protein ubiquitination. The record is from RefSeq and is a predicted model, not a curated record. Bases 1 to 1086 code for a protein of 361 amino acids. The transcript has 2 exons. Gene Ontology annotation, molecular function: protein binding. Lineage: Eukaryota; Viridiplantae; Streptophyta; Magnoliopsida; Poales; Poaceae.
AUGUCGCCCGCCGCCCCCACCUCCGCCAUCGUCGCCGACACGUCGAGCGGGUGCCACCACCUCAGGAUCGACGGCUACUCGAGCCUCAAAGCCCUGCCGUCCGGCCGGCGCUUCAGUUCCCGCUCUUUCACCGUCGGAGGCCGUCGCUGGAGGAUCGACUACUACCCCAACGGCCGCCGCCACAACUGCCGGGGGCACGUGUCCGUCUACCUCGUCCUCGACGAGGACGCUGCCGCUGCGGAGGAAGUGACGGCGUGGUUCCGGUUUAGCUUGGCGGUGAACCGAUGGUUCUCCUUCCUCGGCAAGGCCAAGCCGCGGACAUCGCCCGCACGCAAGUUUGGUGGUGCGGCCAAGAGAAAAAGCCGGGGGUUCCCACGGUUUGUCAAGUGCCAACUGCUGGAGAAAUCCAAGCACCUCAACCGUGAUUCGUUCACGGUCAGGUGCGAGGUCGUCGUCAUCAACGGGGUUCGCCACGAGGGGAGGGCCAAGAAACCUUCUCCCAAGGUCGUCUCUGUGCCCCCGUCCGACCUGAACCAGCACCUCGGCGGCCUACUCCUCACCGGAAAGGGCGCUGAUGUGGUGUUCGAGGCUGGUGGCGAGACAUUCGCCGCGCACAGGUGCGUGCUCGCAGCCCGAUCGCCGGUCUUCAGCGUGGAGCCCUUUGGCUCGAUGAAGGAGGGCAGUAGCACCAGUGAUUUGGUCCGCAUACAUGACAUGGAGCCGCAGGUGUUCAGGGCUUUGCUCUGUUUCGUGUACACUGACUCAUUGCCGGAGAUGAAAACAGAAGAGGAUAUCAUGUGCCAGCACCUGCUUGUCGCUGCGAACAGGUAUAACAUGGACAGACUGAAGUUGGUCUGCGAAGACAAGCUGUGCAAGUACAUUGAUGUCGGUACCGCGGCCAACAUGUUGGCAUUAGCUGAAGCUCACCACUGCCAUGUGCUGAAGGGUGCAUGCUUCGAUUUUCUCCGCUCUGCGGCAAAUCUGAUACCAGUCGUUGCCAACGAUGGCUUCGAACAUCUAAGGGUAGCCUGCCCCUCUCUUGUAAAGGAGUUGUUCGCCAUGCACUCGCCACCUUUAGCUCAGUGA